Molecule: messenger RNA, 3560 nt
Organism: Chelmon rostratus (copperband butterflyfish)
Lineage: Eukaryota; Metazoa; Chordata; Actinopteri; Chaetodontiformes; Chaetodontidae
Gene: wnt5a
Product: wingless-type MMTV integration site family, member 5a
Exons: 5
Coding region: 955-2091 (378 amino acids)
Biological process (GO): neuron differentiation; cell fate commitment; canonical Wnt signaling pathway
Cellular component (GO): extracellular region
Molecular function (GO): cytokine activity; frizzled binding
Source: RefSeq, a predicted model, not a curated record
CAUACGGUGUGGGAGGACGACAGACUCGGAGCCUCCGCAGAGCCGCUGUUGUUCACACGCUGUGCUCUUUUCCUCCCCCUGGCACCGUGCGCGCUCGCCAAGCCGCACUGUUUGGAGAUAGUCCGCGCGGAAAGUUUUUUUGGAGCAUACUGUCUGGAGCCGAUUAAUUGUGGCAUCUGUUUUUUUGUUUUUUUGGUUCUUUUUUUGCGAGGCGGAUGACUUACUUUUUUGCAUGUGAGGACUUUUAAUCCGAGCGGAGGAAUUGCCCCAGUCGUUUGGUUUGUUUUGGACAGCAUGGAAGGUAAAUUGACAAGUCGUUUGUGGCGAGGAUCACCGUGUGGAUCUUUCCGCAGGUAAAACGCGCUAUGACCUGAGCGUGUCAGCGGCUGGAUCUGAUGAUUAGAACGAGAUUUCCCAUGUUUGGGGUUAAAUCUUAAAUCUGGAACAAUUUUUUUUUUUUACUUGAGUAGGGGCUGUAAAAGUAGGCUGCUUUCAAUUAGAAGAUAAUCGACAAAGCAUACACCCGACGUUUCCGCCAGUGGCACUUUGGGUUGCCGUAGAUGGUUUUAUGUGUUAAUAGCUGCCGCAGAGUCACGCACUGAUUCGCUGUAGGAACUGAUCAUUUCCUCACGUUGUCUUUGGACAGUUUGUAUAUCCCGCUGCUUAAUUCCAGCCCUCUGAACUGUUUGGCGCACGGAGCGCGUUCAAUGAUUGCUGGGCGUCCGCGCUCACCCAAACACCAAACCUGAAGAGCUCUCAGCUGCAGCUCGGCUCUCUCUUCGCCCAACCAAGCACUUUCCAAGAGGUCUGGAUAAAACGACGAGACUUGUCCACGGUGCAGCAGAAGAGGAACUCUUAAAUCCACCUGGCCUGCACUGGGAUUAUUGGUUUGAUAUCGUCUGCAGAAAGUGGAUUACAGCUUCUAGCGGGCAGUGCUCCCCGAUCGGCGGCAGUAUGAACCUGGGCCUGGGCUGUGUGUGUCGGCCAGUUUGCUGGCCCUUUGGCAGCGUGUUGGACUCCAGACACUGUGUCUUUGCCCUCACGCUCCUCACGCUCCUCAUGCAGGUGGUGGUGGAGGCCAACUCAUGGUGGUCUCUGGCCAUGAACCCUUUACUGAUCCCGGAGGCCUACAUCAUCGGUGCCCAACCUCUGUGCAGCCAGCUGGUGGGCCUGUCGCAGGGCCAGAAGAAGCUGUGCCAGCUCUACCAGGACCACAUGCAGUACAUCGGCGAAGGUGCCAAGACAGGAAUCAGAGAGUGCCAGUACCAGUUCAGACAUCGUCGCUGGAACUGCAGCACAGUGGACAACUCCUCUGUUUUUGGACGGGUCAUGCAAAUAGGCAGCCGAGAAACAGCGUUCACUUAUGCCAUCAGCGCAGCGGGGGUGGUGAACGCGGUGAGCCGUGCCUGCAGAGAGGGGGAGCUCUCCAGCUGUGGGUGCAGCCGCGCGGCUCGCCCCAAAGACCUGCCUCGAGACUGGCUGUGGGGCGGCUGCGGAGACAACCUCAACUACGGCUACAGGUUUUCCAAGGAGUUUGUGGACGCGCGCGAGAGGGAGAAGAGCUACCCCAAAGGCUCAUAUGAGAGCGCCCGGCUGCUGAUGAAUCUGCACAAUAAUGAGGCUGGAAGGAGGACGGUGUCGGACCUUGCCCACGUGUCCUGCAAAUGCCACGGGGUAUCGGGCUCCUGCAGCCUGAAGACUUGCUGGCUGCAGCUGGCUGACUUCCGCAAGGUGGGCGACGCACUGAAGGAAAAGUACGACAGCGCUGCUGCCAUGAAGCUCAACUCGCGUGGGAAGAUGGUGCAGAUGCACAGCAAGUUCAACGCUCCCACGAGCCACGACCUGGUGUACAUCGAGUCCAGUCCAGACUACUGCCUGAAGAACCAAAGCACGGGCUCCCUGGGCACAGUGGGGCGCCUUUGCAACAAGACCUCAGAGGGCAUGGAUGGGUGCGAGCUGAUGUGCUGCGGCCGCGGAUACGACCAGUACAAGGCCCAGAUAGUGGAGCGCUGCCACUGCAAGUUCCACUGGUGCUGCUACGUCAAGUGCAAGCGCUGCACCAAAAUCGUAGACCAAUUCGUCUGCAAGUGAGAAGGGGAGUGUUGCCUGUGUGUGUUUGCUUGCAGACGAUGGGCAUACAUCAUGUAUUCAUGAGCAGAGGAGCAAAGGAGUUGAACACAGAGAGAGAAUGGAAGAAAGAAACUAUAUAAAUUAUAUUUAUAGAGUUAAACAAUUAUGCCAUUGCAAAAAGACUGACUCUUUUUUUUUUUUUCAAAAAAAAUCUUAUGUCUUCAGAAACUGAGAGUAUCGUGAAAUAUUUAUUUUGAGAUCGCUAUGUUUUAUUCUGGCCCAGUCAUCACCAGCCGAUUUUAACCCCGUCAAGUGCCUAAAACUGGCUGGAAAUCUCCCCCUCACGCUUUUUUAAUUUCAGAAGAUGCCAUUUUUCUUGUCACAUGGGUCACGCUGAUUGCGAAAUUGGACUGUGCUUCCCAUUUCCUAACGAAAGUAGAGUUUGAUAUUUGUGGCGUAGUUGACUUAGAGGUCCUGGUUUGUUUGUGGAUGACUGUGUUGAGAGGAGAACACUUGUGUGCUGUAGCCUAUGGAUGUGUUUUUACGGGCCCGGUCCAAAGCCAGCCUUCACAUCCUUACCGAAGUCUACUUCAGUCCCCUCCCACCACAUAUAGAGUAAGGAACACUGUUGGUGCGUACGAGUCCUUAGAGUACAAUGGGUACAAUAAGAGGGCUGUUUUGGGGAUUGGGCCUUUUAUUAAGCUGUCCCAGAUGCCUUAGAGUUCCCCAGGUGCUGCAACAAGCCCUCCACCAUUAUGCACUUUGAUACAGAGGAUUAAACCUGUCUGUACGUGUCUGUUCGGCUGUUUUUUUAGACAGUGCAUCAGCAAAUAUAUCAAUAUUAUAGCCUACAUUCUUUUCCAUAUUAAUUCAGAUUAUCCAUUUAACAUUAUUCUACAAUACUUAACAUGGUUUGAAUAUAUAUGGGCAAUGUUGUGGUUACAGUGGUGAAAUAUUCCAUGCUCUGUGUAUAUAGUAUGUCUAUCCAACCAAUCAGUAAACUGUAUUUAUUUUCUUUAACCAGAUCCUCCUUUACGCUUACAACAGAAAAGCGUCAUAGUCGGACAUCCCCAAGUUUUAAUGUCACUUUUAAAAAAUUUUGUUCUCACUAAUGCGUCUCUUCACUGUUGUUGUAAAGGGAAAUGCACCUUAUUGUUUGGAAACACAGAUUCUUCCUUCUCACUCAUGUUCAGCUUUACUGUCACACACACACACACACACACACACACACACACACACACACACAUAUAUAUAUCACACAUGUUCAGAUUUGAUCACAGAUUUCCAGUACCACUCAGUUAACUGCUCACUAUCCCUGUGAUGAUUCUCCAUUGACAAACUAUCUCUACCAAUCCAACUAUGUAUAUUUAUAAGCUUCUCCAUGAAUUUGAGGUUUGUUAAGCGUAAUGUGUUAUAGCUGAUAUUUUGUUACUUUUUACAAAUUGGCUCAAUGCUCUACUUUGUUUCAAUAAAUAUCUAAUGUAAAACCA